This is a messenger RNA of Python bivittatus (Burmese python), 4610 nucleotides long. NCBI's taxonomy places the organism in Eukaryota, Metazoa, Chordata, Lepidosauria, Squamata, Pythonidae. The record is from RefSeq and is a predicted model, not a curated record.
GGGUGUGACAUACCUGGGAUCCCUUUAGGAAUGCGCACAAGUCUUCAACAGGCAACUGAGUGUGGAAGCAAAUGCUGGGAUGGUGGAGAGGCAGGAUGUUCUUUUCCUCUUUUCCUCUUGUGACUAAUUGCUGUCACCCAAGUGCUUGCAUUUUUUUCAGUCUGGGAUUCAUAUAGAGCUGCCCUGAACUGCACAGCGUGCAGGACAAAAUUGCCCUUGCUUUGCCUCCUUUGUCGCAGUUCCCCUCAUCCAGUUAGCAGCUAAAAGUUUGGGAUAGUUCUGGUUCAAAGAUUUGGACUGGCUAGUGCUGCAUCAGGCAAAGGCCACUCCCUGGGUUUAUACCUGAAUAUAAAGGUUCUGCUUUUCUGCACAAUUAAGGUAUGAAGCUCCAUGUGCUAUUUCGACUUAGAGAAAACAAGAAAAGCUGGUCUCUUGUUUCCCAAAUCAACUACCUCUCUCUCAGGAAGACUUUCACAAAUGAAGGGUUGGACGUGUCUGCUAGAUGCAAUGGAACACAGUCCUUUCAAGGCCACAGGCCUGCCUUUGUUUCUUAAACACUGCAGAAAGAGCCAGUUCCGCAGGAAUGUGGACCUUCUAGAUUCUGUUCCUCAUUGGGAAGUACAUUAGGGAUAGGAAAUAAAUACUUAGGUGCAUUGUUGGUGUAGCACUACAGUAGCAAAGGAGAGGUGAAAUUUGUCUGUUUAUGUGUGGACUGACCAAACAUGCCAUUCUGUGCAUCAUUUGCAGAGAAUGGUGGGGGAAAGGUUUCUGCAUUAUCAUUAAUGUUGGUUUCAACUGGUCAGCAGAUGGGUAAAAUCUUCCCAACCUGCUGCCCUUUAGAUACAUGAAGACUACAGUGCCCAGAAUUCCUGACUAUCCUUGACUGACACCUUGGAGCAAAGUUGGGUAACCUUUUCCAGGUUAGGCUGCAGCUCUGUUUCCUGACCAGCCAGAAGGCUAAAAAGGUCUUUUGCUGGUAGAGUGAUAUUAGAAAGUAAAGGAUUGAAGAAUGACCUUGCUGGAUCAGGCAAAGGCCCAUUGGAAUCUGGCAUUUUGUUUCUCCCAGCGGCCAACCAGAUGCCUCUGGAUGCUUGCAAGAAGAAGAAGAGGGAGAUGUCACCUCUCCUGUGGCUAUUUGGAGGCACGCAGCUUGCAACCCAAAGCUCCCCCUUCAAGUGCCUUUCAUGAAUUUGUCCAAUACACUUUCAAAGUUGUCCAAGAGAGCAGCUGUCAUUCUCCCCAAGAGGACCUGCUGAGGGUCCCUUACUGGAGGGACUGCCGUCCACAAGAUGUAGGGGCAAGCCUUCUCCACAAGAUGUGGGGGGCAAGCCUCCUGUGGAAGAGCCUGUCCCUGAUAUCCGUCCUCCUUCAUCUUAUUGAGCUUCCCAGAGGGCAUCAAGACUUGGCUGUUCAGGAAUGCUUUGGGGAUGGGGAGGUUUAGGCUAUCCUCAGGGAUGGCACCGUGGGGUUACACGGAUGGGUGGAUUGGUCCUUGGAGGUUGAAUGUUUUUAAUUACUCAGUAUCUUACUGCUUAAUGAGAUCACUUAUGAACACAGGACUUUGAGGAGCUCCAUUUCUUAUUUCCUUCCAUUAAGAAGAUUGCCCGUUUAUUCCUACUCUUUGUUUUCUGUUUUUAACCAAUUAGCAAUCCUUAAAAGGAUGGAUCAAGGCUUUUUGAAAAUCCAUGCAUAGUGUUGAUAGGGUCACUUCCAUCAAUAUGCCCGUUGACACUUUUUCCUGCAUAGCUACAGACAACUCAGUUCACAUCGGUGUAUAUGUAAAGCUAGAGGGGUUUUUUCCCCCCCUAACGUGCAUGAUUUUACAUUUAUUUAAAUGGCAGGAUAUAAGUGACUUUGGCUGGUCUUGAAAAGCUGAACAGGAUCAGCCUUGGUUGAUACAGGCUAGACUGGGAACUUGAAAAAACAUUGUAGAAGAGGACAAUCGUAAACCACUUCUGUAUUGUCCACCAGAAAACUAUGUGAUGAGUUGAACUUGAUUCAAAAUAGAAUAGAAUAGAAUAAUAACUUUAUUGUCAUUCCACUAUACACCAUACACCAAGUGCAUAAUAAAAUGAAAUUCCGUUGCAGUUGGCUAUUAUAGAUAUGUUUUUGAAUAUGGAAUUUUUGGGACUUCUCUAGGUGGUUCCUUGCUCCACAUUCCAUGAUUCUAAUUAAGUUCCACCUGUUGAAACACAAUAAUCCAAUGAUUGGAUGCCUUUCCUUGACAGCAGAUUUUCUUAGCUUGAAACUGCUGACUGUUUUGAUAGUAUAAGCUCUUCAAAAUAAUGUUUUGUCAUCUUUGUCUUCUAUGACCUGCAAAAAAAUCUCUCCAUGUUCCUGAGUUCUUGGACAGUCUAGGCCUUCAGGGUUGGGCAUAAUGCUGCUCUGGUGCCUGCUUUUGAACAGCUUGGGUUCUGGUCCCUUGAGUUUGCAUCAGGUCUGGGUAUUAAGCCAGAAUGUUUUGAAUGCUUAUGCAGAGGUGGGCAGAAUUCUGAAUUAUUUCUCUGUUCAUGCUGUUUCUCACUGGAAGAGGCGCCAUCUUCUUUUUGUAACUGUGUCCAGGAGUGCAAUAAAGGCCUUUAUCAAACAAAUGCAGCAUGAGAAUCCUGUGGAGGGCAGCGGUGAACCUUUUGAAGGUAGCUAAAAUGCAUAUGUAAUGCAGACCACAGGGCAGCUCUUCAACACUGUCUGUGGCAGAAGGCCUCUGAAGUUCUAAUUUCCUUUUUCUCACAGUGUACAAAUGGUCACUUGAUGUGUGCUGGAUGUUUCAUUCACCUACUGGCAGAUGCCCGGCUGAAGGAGGAACAGGCUACCUGUCCCAAUUGUCGCUGCGAGAUCAGCAAGAGCCUUUGCUGCCGAAAUCUCGCUGUAGAAAAAGCAGUGAGCGAACUGCCCUCAGAGUGUGGUUUCUGCAUGAGGCAGUUCCCUCGCUCUCUUCUGGAAAGGCACCAGAAAGAAGAAUGCCAGGACAGGGUGACUCAGUGCAAGUACAAGCGGAUUGGGUGCCCAUGGCAGGGCCCAUACCACGAGCUGACUGUCCACGAAGCGGAGUGCACGCACCCGACGAAGACGGGGAAUGAGCUAAUGGAGAUUCUGGAUGAAAUGGACCAAACGCAUAGAAAGGAAAUGCAGCUCUACAACAGCAUCUUUGGCCUGCUCAGCUUUGAGAAGAUUGGAUACACAGAGGUUCAGUUUCGUCCUUACCGAACCGAUGACUUCAUCACACGCCUUUACUACGAAACGCCCAGGUUUACCGUGCUGAACCAGACAUGGGUAUUGAAGGCCCGGGUUAACGACUCGGAGCGUAACCCCAACUUGUCCUGUAAGCGCACCCUCUCUUUCCAGCUUAUUCUCAAGAGUAAGAUCAGCUCCCCCAUGGAGUGUUCGUUCCUGCUGCUCAAGGGACCUUACGAUGACGUGAAAAUCAACCCGGUGAUCUAUCACUUUGUCUUCUCCAACGAGAAUAACGAAACGGACUACAUGCCGCUCCCCAUCAUAGACUCGGUGGAAUGUAACAAAUUGCUGGCCGCCAAGAACAUCAACCUACGUCUCUUUAUAUUCCAGAUACAGAAGUAAGCAUAAGCUAAACUGGGAGAGUGACCGAGAAAGAAAAGGGGAGACAGAGCACGCACCACUGAACCAGAGUUACCUCGUAUGGCUGCCUCAGCCCCGUUAUAAUUCCACAAUUAUCUGAUUAUUUUAAAGAGAACGUUUUGCAUGUGUGGUAUACAACAGCUCUGAGCAGUUGCUGCCUUCUUUGACUCUCCCCAUUUCUGCCCGAAAAAGGCGGCUGGGGAGUUGGCUUGAUGCAGGGUACUGAGGAGGCCUGAGGGGGUCUCGAGGGCAUCUACCAGUCAAUACAUUGUGAAAAGGCUGCAUCUGUGUCAUGGUUGUGUGUGAUCUCCAUGAUGGGGUCUCGGGGGGCUGAGGUCUCCUCUGUCCUUCCUUCCAUCCUAGGGGGUGGCCUUCUGUCCUGACAGCAACAAGUAUUACAUAGCAUCUGGAAGUGGUGGGCAGACCUUGUUGCACUGGAAUAAAAGAAGGGGGGGGGGUUCCCCAGUAGAUAUCUGAGGGACCCCUAAGAAGGGGUGGUUGCCAGUCUCCUAGUGGAGUGCAUGCCCCAUGCCCAGAAUGACGAGUUCUGCCAAGAGGUGCUUCAUGGUGUGAAUAAGCAGCAGAGCACCACAAACUUCCAUGAAUGUAUCAGUCCAGAGGAUUCUCCCUGCUGUCCCCCCUCGCCCCCCCCCCCAGCUUUUUCACUGUGGCUGAGCUGGUGACUAUUUGAAAUAAAGUCAGGUUUAUAGGAGGCUAAUGAUAGAGGGAUCAUAGAAAGUUGGUCCUUUCUAGCAGGAAGCAGCACCCUCAAAGUGGCUUGAAUUGCACUUCACAAAGUAUCCAGAGACCCCUCCCUGUGGUUUCCUACACGGUCCUGUUUUGUUAACCACCCCCCACCCCCCAACACAGGCUAAGAUGUUGCAUAGAACCGACCCAAAUCAGUGCAGUUCUUCUCGGAAUGCAGGGUGAUUUAUUUUGCCGUUUUGGGAACUUUCCCAGUAUUUUGAACAUCCUUGUGCAAAUGAGUUAACAGGCUCUUCUAGUAAUUAUGCAAU